CAUUAGAAAAUUAAAUAUAAUUCGAAUGCUCAAAGUAUUGUGUAUACUCGUAUAUAAGUCUGCUUGCUUUAUUGGAAUAUGCCAGCUAGGAAGUGUUUUUGGAGUAAAAUUGUAUUAGUGGCGUUAUUAGGAGCGAUCAGUUUGAUUUUAUUUGUAAUUUCGCUAAAAAUAAACUUUCAAUGGGCCCUUACACAAGAACACAUUCGAUUUCGAAAAGGCUUCCCCUCACAAGAAAAUUGGAUAUCAUCGCCAUAUGGAACUUUGAAAAGUUACCUAUUUAACGUCACGAAUGGCGAAGCUUUUCUUAACGGUAGUGAUUCAAAAAUUAAGCUGCAAGAGAUAGGACCAAUCGUGUAUCGUAUUAAGGGAAAAAAUGAAAUAUUGAACCAAACUGACUCUAGUCUUACCUAUCAGAAAUUACGUUAUGACGACAUACAGUUUGACGCAGUCGGCAGUUGUGCUCCAGAUAUACUUAAUCAAACAAUAAUUUUACCAAACUUUAUUUUGUUCGGCACUGCUGCUAAAUUCCAUGAUUGGGUUUUUCUUGUGAGACAUGCUUUUAACGCUAUAACAGUAAAGGAACCGGUCCUAAUAAAAGAAACAAUAAAUUAUUUUUUGUGGAACUUUACAACACCUGCUUUAAAUUCACUGUCCAGCUAUGUACCAAAUAUUGUUUCAAACUGUGGGAUGCUGCAUAAUGCACUCAAAAAGAAGCAAGAAAUAUACAAUGUAAAAAUAGGUUCAAAAAAUGGAGUAAAUAAUUUUUUUAGAGUUAAUUCUUUGAAUCAAAAAAAAUUCUUUCCUGAACAAAUUAAUCGCUUAAAGAAUUUAAAGCAGACAACUGAUUCCCAAUACUGUCCAAUUGAGUUAUCGGAAGCUUUUGAUAAUUCAUUGUUUACACCAUAUUUGGAUCCUGAACGUGAAAUAACUAUUAUUGCUGGUGAAGCUUGUAGAACGCAUCUUUUAAACUAUGUUGAUACUGUACACCAUUUGGGGUUCAAAGGCUUUCGCUACGCUAUUAACGAUAACUCUGUAGAGACGAGUUGUUUGGAGGAUGCUAUGGGAAUAAAGUUGCAUAAAGGAAUGUUUGAUGUUUCGAAAUGUCUUUUUAAUGACGUUCCCUCUGCAUUUUCACUUCCGCAUUUCUAUGGUUCGACUUACAAUUGGAGUGAACAUUUUGAAGGAUUAUCACCAAACCAAAAGGACCAUGAAGCCAUAAUAGUAAUAGAACCAAUAUCUGGUAUACCAAUUGAAGAAAAAUACAGAUUUCAAUCAAAUAUUCCUUUACCUGAUAUGGCUGGUUAUAGUAAAGAAUUGCAGCGGUUCAGUAAAAUGGUCAUACCGACAUUCUGGUAUGAAUAUGAUUUGGAUGACUUGCCGCCGAUGGUGCUUUUCUUUAUGCGUUUCAAUGUACAUGUAACGCCAAUAGCUCAACCUAUUUGUACUGUUUUCUUAUUACUUUUUACCAUUUGGUGUUUUCUAUACACCUGUGUUACUCUCAAAGGUGUAAAAAUAUCGCAUUUGCUGUUAAACCUUUUAAAUUACAAAAGCAAAUAAUAUGCAAUUUUAAACGUAUUUGUAAACCAAAUGAAAUUAAAAAAACGUUUGGUAUAUUUGUAUUUAUAACACAGCACCUCCAAAAAUAUA
Molecule: messenger RNA, 1647 nt
Organism: Bactrocera latifrons
Lineage: Eukaryota; Metazoa; Arthropoda; Insecta; Diptera; Tephritidae
Product: lysosome membrane protein 2
Exons: 5
Coding region: 79-1557 (492 amino acids)
Cellular component (GO): membrane; cytoplasm
Molecular function (GO): scavenger receptor activity
Source: RefSeq, a predicted model, not a curated record